Molecule: messenger RNA, 1512 nt
Organism: Prinia subflava (tawny-flanked prinia)
Lineage: Eukaryota; Metazoa; Chordata; Aves; Passeriformes; Cisticolidae
Gene: ANKRD49
Product: ankyrin repeat domain 49
Exons: 3
Coding region: 298-1014 (238 amino acids)
Biological process (GO): positive regulation of DNA-templated transcription
Molecular function (GO): protein binding
Source: RefSeq, a predicted model, not a curated record
AUGGGAGACCCGCGGGGCGGGGAUCGGUCGGUGUCUUGCGGGGCGGUGGGGCCUGCCCGGGGUGAUGUGCGCCCCGCCGAGGGGAGCGGGGCCGGUGCUGCGGGCCGGGCCGGGCCGGUGGGGCGGAGCAGAGACUCUGCCCCAAAGUCGGGGUUGCUCUCCAGACCCUUUGUUAGUGAAGUGAGCAGCGUUUCGAGUGCACUCGGCAAAGCCCCGCGCAGUGUCCUGCUGCAGUGUGAAGGUGGUGCCGGUCGGGGAUCGGGGUGACGCGGAGCUUUUCUAGCAUGCUGACUGAAAAUGAGUAAAGACAAGCAAGCUGAUGAAGAUGAUGAUGACAACGAGCUGUUCGAAGACUUCACAGAGCAUUUUAACCAACUUGAACUGCUAGAGACGCACAGGCAUUUGAUUCCUGUAGGAACUCAGAGCUGUUGGUCAGGACAGUCUGAUGAUGACGAUGAUGAGCAAGAAAGAACGGAGGAAUGGUACGAAAUGCAAGAAAAGAAAAUGGAAAAACAUCCAGAGAAAUUGCUGCUCUGGGCAGCUGAAAACAAUCGGCUGAGUACCGUGAGGAGGCUCCUGACGGAAAAGCUGGCUCCAGUGAACGCUCGGGAUGAAGAUCAGUACACUCCUCUCCACCGAGCCGCCUACAGCGGGCACUUGGAUGUUGCACACGAGCUGGUGGCCCAAGGCGCCGACGUUCACGCGCAGACCGUGGACGGCUGGACACCCCUGCACAGCGCCUGCAAGUGGAACAACACCCAGGUGGCUGCGUUCCUGCUUCAGCAGGGCGCUGACAUCAACGCGCAGACCAAUGGCCUGCUGACACCCCUGCACAUCGCUGCAGGGAACAAAAACAGCAGGGAAACCCUUGAGCUCCUGCUGAUGAAUCGCUACGUGAAGGCAGACUUGAAGAACAACUUGGAUGAAACUGCCCUUGACAUUGCAAGGAGGACUGAUAUAUAUCACUACCUUUUUGAGAUAGUAGAAGACUGCAUAAAUGCUGUGUCCCCAUAAGAGCUUGUGAAUGUGAGGUUUUCUGCCUCUUUCUUGUUCAUGUUCUGCAUGCCCAUCGGUGGUGGUCUGUGUCUUUGCAAUGAGGUUUUAAUAUAAGAUACUUCAGUAUUCUCCUCAGGCAAAAAUGUCACUUCCUGCAGUGCAACUCGGUGGUCACGCUUGUUCUUUGAAGCGCUACUGCUGUUAGUCAAGGUAGUCAGAAAGUCUCAGUAAUUUCUGUGAGUUUCUGUUUAAUUAGUGCAGAUUUGGAGAGGCCUUUGUAAGUUGUCUGUAGUGUCAAAGCAGGAGGGAAAACUGGAAUAUUUACUUGAUGUGAAAAAAUUCUGGCUUGGUUAUGCAGAGUUUAUUAUAGCUCACUUGAAAAUUAUUUUUUGAGAAAUUUUAACUUUUUUAAAACUGCAUGAAAGCUCAGAAUGAAUGUAACUUAUUUGGGUGAUACACAAAAUGUUUAAUGAACCUAAUGUAAGGCUUAUUAUAAAAUAAAAUAUCUAACCCAAA